Messenger RNA from Angiostrongylus costaricensis, 1992 nucleotides. The record is from the annotation of a GenBank genome assembly. NCBI's taxonomy places the organism in Eukaryota, Metazoa, Nematoda, Chromadorea, Rhabditida, Metastrongylidae.
AUGCAGUUGAACGCCAUACUUACUCCGCAGUGCGAUGCACGUUCACUUACUAAUGCUGGUCAUCGUAAGAGCAGCCGCCAUUCGAAACAAAAACUGUUUGGAAGAAAAAGUGGUGAUCCGGUAACGAUUGAAGCUGAUCAUACUCAUACUCCCAUAUUCUCGAAGAAGCCUCGUCGUUUUACUGACGGUAAAGAAAUUCGCAACGACAAUGAAAUUGGUUCAGUUACAAACUGCCCUGAAGAAGAAAAUGUUGGAGAGCUCUGUUAUGGAUGUGUAGAGAACACCUACACUCAGUUGAAGUCCAACUCACAGGAUAAAAAGUUGUUUUCCGAGAGUUCAAAUGUCAUUGCGUCUGUCACUGGAACAUCUGUCAAUUUUGGAAAAUCUGGAACUCUCAGUUCAAAAGAAGAACAGGGUCCUGGUGGAAUAUCAUUUAACCUUAAGCCUCCUGGGAUUAGUGAUGAGAGAGAUUUGAAAUCACCAACGAGAAGAACAAUCCAACAAAGGAAGGCGGACAAUUUUGUUUCUGUCGCAAAACCUAUUGGGAACACUCUCAACGAUAUGUCUACCACAUCAAAGGGAAUGACUCCUACUAGAUCAGCUGCUGGGAAGGUGUCCUAUACUCCUCGUCGUGGUGCUGUCGGUGCUUUCGUGGAUACUAGCAAGCUGACCGAUCGUGAAUUUGAACUAGCCGUCGCUAACGGAUUGAUUAAAGCAAGGAGCUUGAGGGCAGCAGCGACAUCGGUUGGCCAAAACCUUCAUUCUACAAUAAUGUGGUCUAUUUCGCUAUGGCACUCUGGAUUGGGAGGCUCCCAAAUCCAUUGACAGUUGCGCACCAUGCUCGUUCCCUUCAAAUCCGUUGGUUCCAAUGUGACGUUCUUCAAACGUUCUUCUGGGUUCAAUCUUGGCGUUGAAAUCUCCAAUGAUGACCUUAAAGAACGUACGGUCUUCUCUGUAGAACUUCUCCAAAUGUCCGAUACGGGUUUGAAGGUGUUCGAAUUAAUCAAUGUAUCACCCAAGCUCGUGCUAAAGAACGCCAGUGCCACCAACUCCUCUAUUGUCGCAUGUUCCGAGGAGGAGUUCUUCUCCGAUGUCAUAGACCGUAUGGUUACAAAGAAGAAAGCGAAGAAGAACGCUGCCUUCAAGAAAGUAAAGUUAAAGGUGGGAAAGAAGCUAAAGAAGACCUCGACUACCGACACAACUAUUAAAACGAAAAAAGUCGUACUGCUUUCUCAACUUCAAGAAAAGAAUGGUACAUCUGAGAGACCACUAUCUUAUCGUGGCUUGUCUUUGGAUGACUUGUGUAAGCAGCUUGGACAUUUCAGUAAGAGUGUUCGAAACGGUGCACUAGUUGGUACGAAACAGCUUUUGACGUCGCGUCCGGAUUUGGUCGAAAGCCAUCUUCGAGUAUUAGUUCCUUCCGUAGCGCGCCUUAUACCUCACUGUGGGAGUGAUCCUGCAUUGUCUGGGCAACUUCUAGCUCUCAUUCGUGUGAUCUGCAAUGCGUCACCACACUCCAUGACUGCACACUUCACACUCUUUGUUGCUCAUCUCCUUCAUGCACUCACUCAUAAUGAAGCCAGGGUUCGCAGCUUUUCAUUGUCCGUCAUCGCGUUAGUACUAUGUACAUAUCCAGAUUUGUGCAGUAAAAACGCUGAUCUCUUCACAGCAUUUGUCAAGUUUUUGGGCGGCUCCCAUAAGCCUAGAUGGAAUUCUCCUGGUUUUUUGGAAACGAUUGUUUCGUUCAUUAAGGCGUACACAGCCGAUAGAUCAAAUCGAAAAGAUGUUUGUACGGAGAUCCAACUAAGUAUGGACACUGGUGAAGUCUCAGCGGGUGUGAACCUUUUGAGGACAUUCUCAAAGUCAAAUCCAUUCGACUUUCCUGUGAUUACCUCAUCUAUCUCUACUACUGUUUCUCCCUUAGAAGUUCCUGAAUCGUUGCUGAGUUUGAGUGAAGCCUGUGCACCAAUUCUUGAUGUCGUUUCGUCGUAA